AUGGCCGACGACGCUCCCGACGCCAGUCCUAAGAACGAACCCGUUAACAUUGAGACUAAGGAAGACGCAGAGACACGAGCGACCCGCCGCGAACUAAAGCAGUCUUCCAUCUCCGACCCCCCAACAUCUGGUGCCGAAGAUGCUGCCAAUACCUCAGAUGCGCCCGAUAACGGUUUGAAGGAACAAAUCACAUCUCCUAAGAAGAAGCGCGCACAUGAUCAACUAGAGGGCAGCAAGGAAGCCGAGGAGAACGAUGCCAACAGUGUAGCAUCUUCAGACUCGGCCAAAGAUAGGGCUCUACGAACCGAGCCCGAGAAGAAGCGACAUCGCGAUGAGGACACAGACCUGCCUUCAACAACUGCUUCCAGCCAAGAACCGACCAAAGACACCGAAGCUGGCAAGUCACCUACGAAAAAGUCUCAACCAGAGACAUCUGCCAGCGCCUUUGCCUCGUCUGGCUUUGGAAAACUUUCAUCCGGAGCGUCGCCUUUUGCUUCUAUCGGUGGUUCUCAGGGCGGUAGUGGGUUUGGAUCCCUUGCCGCAGGCAAACCCUCGCUUAGCUCAUUUGCUUCUCCUUCCUCAUCCACAGCUGCGCAACCAGCAGCACCGCCUAAGCUGACCUUUGGUGGCUCUGGCGGAGCCUCACCCUUUGCUGGCCUUUCGUCUGGGUCUAAUGGAAGUACAUUCGGCGGCAGCCCAUUUGGUGGAAGCACAUUCGGAUCCGCUCUUGGGGCUGGGAAAUCUUUAUCUAGUUUCGCCGCGCCUGGUUCAGAGCCUCUUAAGAGCGAGAAGCCCGCAAAGCCAUUUGGCGCCCCUGACAGCGAUAACGAAGAGAGUGAAGAAGAGGACGAGGAAAGAGAAGAGAGCGAGCAGCCUGCUGAGGCUGAAAGAGCUGCUUCCCCAGAGAAGGAAUCCGACGAGAAGAAGAAGCUCAAGUUGCAGAAAAUCGAGGUCAAUGACGGCGAAGCUGGCGAGGCAACAGUUGUUUCUGUGAGAGCCAAGAUGUUCUAUCACGAUAAGGAAGCGGGCUGGAAAGAACGAGGUGCAGGCAUGCUGAAGAUCAAUGUGCCCCAAGCUUGUGUCGAAUAUGACGAUAAUGGCGCUGUCAUCCCUGGAUCGUUUGAUGCUUCCGCUCUGGAAGUGGAUGAGGAGGCUGCAGGAGGAUCGCAGGGGCACAAGGUUGCCCGUUUUAUUAUGCGCCAAGACCAGACUCAUCGAGUUAUUCUAAAUACGGCGCUCGUUGCAGCCAUGAAGUUUCAAGAAAAGGCUUCAUUGAAGUCGGUUGGAAUUCUCUUCACCGCUUUUGAAGGCGAAGAGUCCAAGCCCGUGAGCAUCACUAUGCGUAUGUCAGCCGCUAAUGCUAAGAUCUUCAUGAAUGAGAUCGGGGUUAUUCAGAAGGAACUCCAGGAGAGUUAG
Molecule: messenger RNA, 1416 nt
Organism: Fusarium sp. VM40
Lineage: Eukaryota; Fungi; Ascomycota; Sordariomycetes; Hypocreales; Nectriaceae
Source: the annotation of a GenBank genome assembly